AAGGCAUUCGGGUAGUUGUAGUUUUGCUAAACCUAGAAAGUUUAAAAUUGUAAGCGAGAAGGUCGAGGGGCCUGACGGGAUAUGUAGUCGGCGCGAUCGCUGGACGCGCACGCGCAACUGUGUUCGGGGCGGGGCCGCGGCACUGCGGUGAAAGCCGAGGCAGCGGGCAAGCGAGCAGGGGGUGGGCGGACAUCUUGGGAUCUGGAGAGUGGCCGGGCGGGCCGAGCAGGGGGUCGCGGAGACCAGGUCUGUUCUCAGAGCGAUGGGCCUUGGAGACUGAGCUGCCGCCAUGAUUGGAGGCUUAUUCAUCUAUAAUCACAAGGGGGAGGUGCUCAUCUCCCGGGUCUACCGAGAUGACAUCGGGAGGAAUGCAGUGGAUGCCUUUCGGGUCAAUGUUAUCCACGCCCGGCAGCAGGUUCGCAGCCCCGUCACCAACAUCGCUCGCACCAGUUUCUUCCAUGUUAAGCGGUCCAACAUCUGGUUGGCAGCUGUCACCAAGCAGAAUGUCAAUGCUGCCAUGGUCUUCGAAUUCCUCUAUAAGAUGUGUGACGUAAUGGCUGCCUACUUUGGCAAGAUCAGCGAGGAGAACAUCAAGAACAAUUUUGUGCUCAUAUAUGAGCUGCUGGAUGAGAUCCUGGACUUUGGCUAUCCACAGAAUUCAGAGACAGGAGCACUGAAAACCUUCAUCACUCAGCAGGGUAUCAAGAGCCAGCAUCAGACAAAAGAAGAGCAAUCCCAGAUCACCAGCCAGGUGACCGGGCAGAUUGGCUGGCGGCGGGAGGGCAUCAAGUAUCGCCGGAAUGAGCUCUUCUUGGAUGUGCUGGAGAGUGUGAACCUCCUCAUGUCCCCCCAGGGGCAGGUGCUGAGUGCCCAUGUGUCAGGCCGGGUGGUGAUGAAGAGCUACCUGAGUGGCAUGCCUGAGUGCAAGUUUGGGAUGAAUGACAAGAUUGUCAUUGAGAAGCAAGGCAAAGGCACAGCUGAUGAAACAAGCAAGAGUGGGAAGCAAUCAAUUGCCAUCGAUGACUGCACCUUCCACCAGUGUGUGCGACUCAGCAAGUUUGACUCUGAACGCAGCAUCAGCUUCAUCCCACCAGAUGGAGAGUUUGAGCUAAUGAGGUAUCGUACCACCAAGGACAUCAUCCUUCCUUUCCGGGUGAUCCCACUAGUGCGAGAAGUGGGACGCACCAAGCUGGAGGUUAAGGUGGUCAUCAAGUCCAAUUUCAAGCCCUCAUUACUGGCUCAGAAGAUUGAGGUGAGGAUCCCAACCCCACUGAACACAAGCGGGGUACAGGAAUCGCAAAUCAGCGCAGAGAUUGAACUUCUGCCCACCAAUGACAAGAAGAAAUGGGCUCGACCCCCCAUUUCCAUGAACUUUGAGGUGCCAUUCGCACCCUCUGGCCUCAAGGUGCGCUACUUGAAGGUGUUUGAACCGAAGCUGAACUACAGCGACCACGAUGUCAUCAAAUGGGUGCGCUACAUUGGCCGCAGUGGCAUUUAUGAGACCCGCUGCUAGCUGCCUAGUAGCAGCUAGCCUGUCUCCCCACCCGCCCUUUUCCACAGGUCUGGGUGCCCUGGGCCACCACACUUCAGUGUCUCCUCCCUCCUGCUUUGCUGCCUUCCCUUUGCACCAGCCCCUGAGUCUAGGUCUGGACCAACCACAUUGCGAGUGGGACUGGUGGAGCAGUCCCCGGGCUCCCUGGGAGGGUGGUUUCUGGGGCUCCUACUUCACCAUCCGUCUGCCCUGGCCCAAUGCCAGGCUCUGUGUUCUGUGACCAAAGCCAGGUGGGCUCCCUCUCCUCCCCUCCCCUGUGGCCACAUCUCUCUGGAGUGGGAGGGUUGGCUGCCCCUCACCUCGGAGCUCCCCCAAAGGCCAGUAACGGAUCCCUAGCCCUCAAUCCCUACUCUGCUUUGGAAUAGUGUGAGCUUCAUUUUGUACACGUGUGACUUUGUCCAGUUAUAAACUCAAUAAACUCUGUAGAGCGGA
This is a messenger RNA of Neomonachus schauinslandi (Hawaiian monk seal), 1984 nucleotides long. It is a transcript of the gene AP2M1, whose product is annotated as adaptor related protein complex 2 subunit mu 1. Gene Ontology annotation, biological process: clathrin-dependent endocytosis; intracellular protein transport. Bases 290 to 1513 code for a protein of 407 amino acids. Lineage: Eukaryota; Metazoa; Chordata; Mammalia; Carnivora; Phocidae. The transcript is spliced from 12 exons. Gene Ontology annotation, molecular function: clathrin-cargo adaptor activity. The record is from RefSeq and is a predicted model, not a curated record. Gene Ontology annotation, cellular component: cytoplasmic vesicle; AP-2 adaptor complex.